Molecule: messenger RNA, 2411 nt
Organism: Oryzias melastigma (Indian medaka)
Lineage: Eukaryota; Metazoa; Chordata; Actinopteri; Beloniformes; Adrianichthyidae
Product: GRB10-interacting GYF protein 2-like
Exons: 2
Coding region: 909-2411 (500 amino acids)
Source: RefSeq, a predicted model, not a curated record
CUUCCGGUUUUACGUGAAAUUUCUAUGCACGUGUCGAUUGAGCAAAGACUGAGAGAAGGAUGAUAGCGGACGCUCGUACGAAGGGAGAAACGGACUGAAGAUCGUUUUAAAACCACAAUUUAUGUUUAGCAUCUAGCUGGAAGGCGAACAGCUCUUACGGUGUGACUAUGCCUGUGGAGUAAAUAAAUGGGUUGGAAUACCCCACCAUAGUCCAUCAGUUAUCGUCAUUGAGUCCAUCGUCUGAACAAGUCCGGCUGGAAUGCUACAGUAAGAGCUGACACCUGCAUCAUCCGGCGGCCAUACUGCACCACGGAGUCAUGAGGACAAGCAAGGGGCUGUGCUGCUAAUCGUUUGGCGUUGAAGAUCAUACACUUCAUCAAGCAACUCAGCACCAUUCUACGGGUCCACAAGACAAUCAUUCUGCAGCUGGCUUAAGGUUUGAUGUGACGGUCAGACAAGGUAUGGAACAUUUCAUCCAGCUUGAGAAGAAAAAGGUCAAGCUUCAACGAGAACAUUAAUUCGUCCAAUAAGAAGUGGUUAAAGAAGCAAACGGCGUCAAAUAUAAGGAACAUUUGCCGAAUUAAAUUCAGAACAAAGGAAACAUUUAAGUAAAGGAACUGUUAUUAUCACUGUUUAUUCCUUGAUUUAUUUUGAUGGUGGAAAAAUAUUCUGUUUGAUCUGUGCAAGGUUUAAAAGGUAAAUUGAGUUCUGUUAAAAAAUAUAUUAAAAAAAGAGGGUUUGAUUUAACAUUCUGAGUUUGUGAUCUAAAUAAGCAGUUCAUGUUAACUGGAUUUUAUAUUUCAUUCUGAGUUACAUUUAAGUUAUCUGUUUUUAUUUCAAACAUUAAGUUCUUUCCAUUUGUGUAGUCUACAAGCAUUACUGAAGGAACUGUUUGAGUAAAGUUAAAAAUGGAGGAAACAGAAAGUCAUAUUCCACAAACAGAGUUACAGAAAGAAAUAGAUAGCCUGCACUGCAGAAUCGAAAGGCUCAAAGUUGCUCUAGAAAACACCUUGGAGACAACUGAGAGAGAACAUUUAGAAACGGAAAUUCAAAGUAAGGAAGAAAUACUAAAUGGCUUACAAAGCGAGCUUAAAGAAGGUGUCCGACGCUCAACACGACAAAAGACCCCAACUCCAAAAAUGCUUGAACUGCAAAUGGAGGAGGCAAGAAAAAGAGAAAGAAAAUUAAUUUUAUCAUAUGAAAAAUGGAAGGCUCAAGCUCGCAGAUCGAGAGAGCAGCUGAAGUCAGAUAUCGGUGAAAGUGAGUUGGUGGAUCUGAUGGAUUCUUUGGAAAAGGAAAAGGAUGAUGUGCUAAACGCUUAUCUCGAACUACGAAAAUCCAUCACACCAGCACCAGAACUGCGACGCCAUGUUGAUAGUUGUGAAGCAGUAACAGCAGAUAUCAUGAAGGUUAGCUACGAGAGAAUGGCAGGCAUAGACGGAGAUUAUGAUCCACAGCAAGUACAACAGCGUCUUAAGGAGCUACUCAAGAGCAGAUAUGCACGCUCCAUAUAUGGAUCCACCGUCUCCAGAGUGUCAAGGUCAAUUCAAAGUCAAGAAGGCACCACCUUAACAGUUAAACAGGUGGAUGCUGCAGCAGAACUCGCCGCAAAGGAAGCUGAGUUUGAAGUUCUCAUGGAGGAAGAGAAACAAAGAGAGAAAAUAGAAGAGCAACAAAGACAAAUAGAAGUAGAAAGGCGCAGACUAGAACGUAUUCAAGUAGAAAAGGAUCUAAAGGCUGCUCGAGCUAGGCUGCAUGUCUACAAUCAAGGUGUGUCCCAAGAAGGUAGCGUACAUUCACAUUGGAGUUCUGAAAGAAAUCAUCACAGCCUCCAUGUGACCGGUAAUCAGAACCCUGUUGUCACUGUAUCAUCACCUGACGUGAAUGCCUUAUCCCUCGCACAAGCCUUGCAGGAGAGCAUGGCUCUGAACAGACUUCCAGUCCCAGAACCAUCUGUUUUCAAUGGCGACCCCAUCAGGUUCAUCGAGUGGAAAACAUCCUUUAUGUCUCUCAUUGAUUCAAAGGCCAUCUCUGCAGCAGACAAGCUAUUCUAUCUGAGAAAGUAUGUAGGUGGCCCAGCCCGUAAAACACUGGAGGGAACUUUCUUUAGAAAUGAUAACGAAGCUUACAGGGAUGCAUGGAACAAGCUUAAUGAUAGAUACGGACAACCCUUCAUCAUACAGAGAGCCUUUAGGGACAAGCUAUCAGACUGGCCGAAAAUCCUACCACGUGAUGCAAUAGCUCUAAGAGAAUUUUCCGACUUUUUGAACGCAUGUCAAGAUGCAAUGUCACAUGUAAAGAGCCUCGAGAUCCUAAACGACUGUGAAGAGAAUAAAAAGCUCAUUCAAAAACUACCAAACUACCAGAAUGGACAGCAUCUCAAUGGAACAGGAAGGCCACAGAACACCUGA